Molecule: messenger RNA, 2160 nt
Organism: Tetrahymena thermophila SB210
Lineage: Eukaryota; Ciliophora; Oligohymenophorea; Hymenostomatida; Tetrahymenidae
Product: transmembrane protein, putative
Exons: 5
Molecular function (GO): phosphatidylinositol binding
Source: RefSeq, a predicted model, not a curated record
AUGCCUUAUUACGAAGUUCUUUUUUAUGUAGAAUUCAUAGGAAGAAAUGCUUUAGCGCUUUUAAUGUUACUAGUCUUAUUUAAGAGAUUUAGCAUGAUGUAGCAAAUGGGUAAAUCUAGUAUUGAGGUUAGAAAUAUAACACCAGCCUCUUACAUGAUAAGAUUUUUUCUGCUUUUAAGUCAUUGCAUUUUAACGCUUUUAGAAAUAUUGCUUUAUUAUUCAACGGAUGAGCUUGAUGAUCAUCCAUUCAAUUUUUAUAAAUUUAGCUGGACUCAAGCAUUUUAAAUAUCAAUUUACACUUUUCAAAUUUUUGUAAUGAGAAAGGAGUAUCGAAGAUAAGUUUCUUAUAUGAAAAUGCACUAAAUCUAUUGGAUUUUAGACUUAUUAUUAUAUAUUCUUCUAUUCAUUGCAGUAAUAGAGAAGAUGUCACAUGAAAAGCUAACUCUCCCAAUCUCUAUUCUUGUAGUCAAAGUGCUUUUAGUAAUAUUCUCCUUUUUUGGUAAUCAAAAUAGCAUGAUGCUACUCGAAAAAUCGUUUUUAACUUAGGCAACUAAAUAUCUUGUUGACUUACCCUCAACAACAGCUCGCAGUGGGAUGAAAAUUAUCUCAACUUUAAACACACAGUAGGAUAAAUCAGCUCAUAGCCCAAAAAAAUCAAUAAAAAGUUCUUUUUCUAUUCAGAAGGAAUAGGAUAACCGUAUUAAAGUAAGAGUGAAAUACUAAUUUGAAAUAAACAAAAAAGGAGAAGUGGAAUAUAUUGUAGAAUGCCAUGACUACUUGAAACAGGGAAACAAAGUUGUCAUUAAAAAAAAUAUGCAAGAAUUUCUGCAGCUGUAAAGGGAUAUAAAUUCAAUAAAAAACCCUUUGAAUUUAACUAAUUUUUCCUACGUAUCUUCAUAAAUCUAAAAUGAAACCCACAAAAAGAACUAAUAAAAUAUACUAGAAAAAGAAUUAGUGGCAAGAAUCGAAGAUAACUUGCCAACAAUUAUUUGUACAGAUAGAUAAAUGCUUGAAGAUAAUAACUAAAACAAUUUAGAUGAACUAAAGAUAGAAGAAAACGCUUUUAAGCAAAUUCUUUCACUACAAAAAUAUUUAGAUUACGUCACAAAAGAAUUUUAUUUCGAAGAAGCCUUUUUAGUUAAAUUUUUAGGCUUAACUCGCAAGUAAUACUAUAUUGAAGUCAGCUAACUUUAAGCUUAAGAUUGCUUUUACCAAAAUGAAAACGAAUUCAUCCAAUUCAAAUAAGAUUAUCCAAAGCUUAAAAAUACUUUAUCCUUAAGUCUGAUUACUAAAGUGACUCUCGAAACUUUAGGAAACAUUAAGAAUGACGGUGUAACUUAUUAUCAGCUAGUACUAAGGAAGUAAAAGUUAAAUUCUGGUUUGUGUUUGCCUAGUUACAGUCAACCCUUAAGAUACACAGAUUUCUGCAAUUUCUAUAAAGCUUUAUAAAAAGAAAUUUUCCCUAUAAGACUGCCUGAAUUCCCUCCUAAAUCUUUACUUAAUGACAAAGAAACUAUGUAUUAAAGGAAGCAUUAAUUGCUAAAGUUUUUUAGUAUUAUUUAUAAUGAAAAUAUUUAUUUCUGUAAAACUCUAUUUAGCUUUUAAAACUGCUUUUCGGAUUACAUGGUGCAGCAAGCUUAAUAAAUAAAUAACGAUCUAUUUUAGUAUAGAGUUUAGCUUUUAGGAAAGUAUUUGAAUUCGUCGAAGUAAUUCCUGUUCAGAUUAUAUCCUAAGCGCAAAUAAGCACAAACAUUUUAUAUAGUAAAAAGAUUCAAAGACAUAAUCAACUUGCACAAAGAUUUAGAACUCUAUUACACUAAUUUACUAUAAUAUUUAGUAUAAUAGGCAUACUAGGAGUUUAAAGAAAAAUAGUUGAAUGUAGAGAUAGACCCUUAGAAUAAUCCUCAGCUUUUAGAAGAAAAAAAUAUAUUAAAAGAGAUUAAAAAAACAAUAAAAAUACCUAACAAACCAAAAAAUAUAAACGAUUGUGCUUAAUAUUUGUAAGAAAUAUUAGAUUGCAACAUCUACCACAAAUGUAUAAGUUUUAGACAGUUUUUAUUCAGAUUUGAAUAUUUAGAAGAAAUGCUGAAUGAAAACGCUAAUUCGUCGGUAUGCUUUUCAAAUAGGGGACAGUCGUAUGAAGAUGAAAAAAAUUUAUGA